Cinara cedri is the source of this 3088-nucleotide messenger RNA. NCBI's taxonomy places the organism in Eukaryota, Metazoa, Arthropoda, Insecta, Hemiptera, Aphididae. The record is from the annotation of a GenBank genome assembly.
AUGCUCAUAUCGUUUAUAACUGGCAUGCCAAUCAAGGAGUAUGAAAAACCAGAUGUUAUUGAUAAGUAAGAUAAUUGAUAUUAUGUACUUACAAAACAUGAAAUAUUGCAACUGUUUUGCUGUCUAUGAAUUUAGAAUUGCUAAAAACUGCAACGAUAAAAAGAAUAAUUAUUGCCAAAAUAAUAUUAGAAGCUGGUUAAAAAUUAUAUGCUGUUAAUUUGGUUAGUAAACUAGAAUUCAAAGAAGAACAAGCAUUGGUAUUUGAUGUAAAGAACCUUUUUUUGAAGCCGUAAUUCCGUCAAUGAAUAUCAAUAUUAAUGUUUGUAGCAAAAUGUGGUUCAUUAGUUUGACAACUAAAUUUGAUUUAUUAAUAAAAAUAAUUAAUUUUUAGUACUAGAAUCAAACAAGCUUUAUUAGAGGUUCUUUGAACAUGGAGCAUUUCGUUAUUAAUGAUAAACAAACAUUGACAAUCAUUUGGGACAAAAUAAACAACAUUAAGCAGACAAUACAACUCUUUAGCAGAGUAAACUUGAAGAUAAUAAAGCAAAGAGAUCGUUUGUGCCUAAAAACUGUUUAAAUUAGGAAUAAUUAGAAUUUGAGGGUUUAAAUUAGGGUGAACAUAUGUCCCAUAUUAUACGGGAUUGUUCCGUAUUUCAAAUUUUCCUGAUGGAAAAAAAGAAAAACGAACCCGUUUUUCUUUCCUGGUGAUUUUGGAUUGAACUGCAUAGGAAUGCUCCAUCCUUGGAUCCUCCUCCCGUAGGAUGAAAGCUGGUUUCAGGCAUUCCACGGACAGCCAAGCGGUACGGUUGUUGUAUUGAACCUUGAUAUUUUCCUUUCGAUUUCUUUCGUCUUUUCGAAUCAGGACGGGAAAUGGCCCUUCGUUACGUGGACUGAGCGGUGAGCGAUGAUGGAAUUGAUACAGACGAAAACGUGACUUACUUUUUUAACAUCGGCGGGAAUGAAGAUGGAACGACUCGAGUUAUGAUUGGCGACGGGAACAGGUCGCAUUAAGCUCGUGGUGUUACAGAGGGUGUUGAUGAGCCCAGGGUACUAGAAGUCGGCGGGAACGGGAUGAAGUAGUUCGCCGGGCAGGCGAAGAACUAUACCGUAAACUAGUUCGACCAGUGUUGCCGAUAUCUGGUUUGACCUUAUUCCGUAGUACCAACAGGACUACUGGCAGGCCAAGUGUCCAAUUUGGGUUAUUGCGACUUGUAAGCGAUGACUUUAGCAUCUGGUGGAAUCGCUCGAUGAGGCCAUUUGAGCGUGGGUGUUAAGGCCAUGUUCGAAUAUGUCGGAUGCCGAAGGAGUUCAACAGAGAACGGAAAAGGUCGGACUCAAAUUGUUGACUUUGGUCGAUCGUGACCACGUCUGGUACGCCGAAAUUUGCUAUAUAUUGCGUAGUGAGUGUUACGGCGGCUGUGUGCGCUGUAAUAUUUUCCAACGGCCAAGCAUCGCGUUAAUACACAUUAAUAUGUAUUUGCAACCGUUUGAAGAAGGCAGUGGAACUACAAAAUCAAGAUGAAUGUGUCAAAAAUGACGUUUUAGUGGAGCGAAGGGUGCUAUGGCGUUGUGUUUUGGUGCUUCGGCACUGGAUGCAGCACUUAGUCCAACGGCCGAUUUAGCGGUUUAUACCGGAUCAACAGUACCGAGUUUUGAUUAAACGUAGGGUAGCGGCACGACCUCCGUGGGAUUAACGUGUAUAGUGACGAAAACGUCGUUGCGGUGUUGUUAUGGAACAAACAUUCAUGAGCGAUCGAUUAGGUGAUCGGCGUACAGGGUAGCGUGCACGGUGUUGUGUGAUUUCAGACGCAAUGAACUUUUCAUGGUGCCUGUAAUUAACUUUUAAAGUUUGAGGUCAGUGGCCUGGUCCACUGACCAUUGCUUGAUAUCGGGCAAUUGUUUUUCUGUGGCUUCCAAACGCGAAAAAGCGUCCGAGACGACAUUCUUCUCACCCUCGACGUGUUCAACAGUAAGGAUAAACUGUAAGAGAAAAGAACUUUGGCAAACCUGUCGAUCUAGGUUUUUUUCUGACUUGAUUGGUAAACAUAAAGAGGAGUGGUUUGUGGUCGGUGAAUAGUGUGGUAAAUCAUCCUUCAAUGAUAUGUAAAAACUGUUGAGUGCUUAGGUAAAUUGCCAACAGCACGUGGUCAGUAAACAACAGUACUGUACCUAGUUUGGGCAUCAGACAAUUUCUUUGAAAAAAAAACCGAGUGGAUGCCAUACGUUGUCGACUUUCUGAUCAAGAAGAGCGCCAAUUUCUGUGUUUGAAGCGUCUACACAGAAGCCUAGAGACGUGUCGUGGUUUGGAUGCGAUAGUUUUGCGGUGUCCGCGAGAGCUGUGCGAUACGAGUUGAAGCUUAUCCAGGUUGACUCUGUCAAUGUAAGCGGGCCAUCUAGUUUUUUAAUCUUAGCUGUGAGAACAUAAAAAGGCACUUGGAUUGAAGCUGCGUUGAGGAUAAAUCGUCUGUAAAAAUUGACGGAGCCGAUUAUUCUCAGCAAUCCCUUCUUAGUAGUCGAAAGUGACCACUCAUUUAUGGCGAUGAUAUGUUUCGAGUUCGGUUAGCAAGUAUUUUCGUUGAUAAUAUGUCCAUGGAACGACAGUAAUUUGAUGGUGAAGAUGCAUUUCGCCGGGUUGAUAGCGAUAUCCUAAUCGCGGCAACGUUGAAGGACGACGCGAACAUGCUGUUCAUGGCCCUCGCGCGGGUGGGGGAUACGAUGAGAGCAUCGUUGAUAUAUGCAAAUGCAUAUUUCAGACUACGCAACAUAUUGUUGAUCACGCGCUGGAAAGUCUGCGCUGCAUUCUUAAGGCCGAAACACAUUAUAGAAAAUUCAAACAGCCAACAAGCCGAAAGGAGUCAACGAGGGCGUGAAUAAACCGGAGCUCGUGGACAACGUUGUGUAAGAAUUUUUCGGGAAUCAGGGACUCACGGGUUACUUGCGGAAAAUCCUUCAGAAUCUCCGGAUACCUGUGCAGCUGCGAUGUGGAGAGGACCUUAACGGAGAGUUUGCUAAAGUGGACAGGCUGGACAUAUUACCGAUAUUACUGACUAAACGUUUGCAGCAGAUGUCGAUUAGUAAAUCAGAAUAA